AUGGCCGGUCCAUCCUUUGCCGCCCGAAUUCCAUCAUGGGAUGAUCUCUUCGUCCGGUAUUUUCCCCUCCUAAGCGACAACUUCCGCUCGGCUCUCCACGACAAUUGCACCACAGAGUACAACAACUUCCUGCGCGGGAGCCUGCCUGGACAAGAGCAAACGUCUCUGCUCGUCUCUUCGGCCCUGGCAACUUGUAUCAUGGACUCCAAGUACGUUACCUCGGCCAUGCUUGCGAACAUGCAGAGCGCCGGGGUGUUGCUUGGCAUACUGCCAACAGUGCUUGCUAUGCUUGGGUCCAACACCGUAGAGAUCGCUCUGAUUAGCUUACGGCGUCCGCUAUUUGCUGCAUGUCUUGCAGCCGCGUCACCCGCCGCAUCGCCCGUCCACGGUUCCCAGUUCUACGAUCCGAUCGCUGCGCUCAAGCAGCGUGCUGGGCAUGUCAAGAUUCCUGGGUUUGGCCCAAUGGUGCGAUCGAUCGUGGUGACAGUCGAGUGGCUCCUCGUCCUCGCGGCUCUGGGGAAUGUGGUGGAAUUAGGUAUGGAAUUGGGGGUCUGGACCGUCAGCUCCUGGGCGACUAAGCAAAGGUACCUGCCGUUGCUCUGGACUGUUUCUGUGCUCAUCGUUCACCUCGCUGGCAGUGCGAGCUUCCGCUUGCGCGCACAUAUGCGGCAGCCGAAUGGUCAUGGCCCGAUCCCUUUCUAUUCCCGCAUAACGUACUGGCUUAUGGACGAAUUUACACCAUGCGCAGAGCAGACGCCGACACUAGUCGUCUGGAAGCAGGAAACCAUUCUUUUCCUGUUGAUGUCGUGGUGUACCACUACGCUGACAGUAGUGCACAUUGUGUACGGCGUCCUGAUGCUUUCAAGCUUGUUGUUCAUCUCCGUGGAGGAUGCGUUGUCGGUAGUGGGCCGAUACUUAAUCUCCGCGCUGAUCUGCCGCGCUUUGCUCGCCUUCGAGCUCCGUGGAAUGUCCAAAUCAUCGGCUGUACAAGAUUUUGACUACAGUGAUGAAAGCGACACUUGA
This is a messenger RNA of Zymoseptoria tritici IPO323, 1023 nucleotides long. RefSeq lists its product as uncharacterized. The transcript has a single exon. The record is from RefSeq and is a predicted model, not a curated record. Lineage: Eukaryota; Fungi; Ascomycota; Dothideomycetes; Mycosphaerellales; Mycosphaerellaceae. Bases 1 to 1023 code for a protein of 340 amino acids.